AUGGCCCAGAGAUCUUCUGUGACCAUCAAGUCGGGGGGCACACGGAACUUCAGUGCCUCCUCUGCCAGCCUCCUCUCGGGAUGCCGGCCGGCCUUCAGCUCCGUCUCUGUAUCCCAGAGUGGGAAAUGCUUUGGAGGCAACUUUGGGGGAGGCUUCGGGACAAGGAGCCUGCACAGCAUGGGCGGUAGCAAAAGAAUCUCUGCCAGUGGGGGCUAUCGCUCCAGCCGGGCCAGCUAUGGGGGUGCUGCCUGUGGGCUGGGCAUGGGUGGUAUGGGGUACAGGAUGGGAGGAGCCUAUGGCGGGUAUGGAAUUGGAGGUGCAAUGGUGCCUGGAGCUGGGGGCAUCCAGGAAGUCACUGUCAACCAGAGUCUCCUGACCCCCCUGCACUUGGAGAUCGACCCAUCUCUCCAGAGGGUGCGCAAGGAGGAGCGGGAGCAGAUCAAGACCCUCAACAACAAGUUCGCCUCUUUCAUCGACAAGGUGCGGUUUCUAGAGCAGCAGAACAAAGUCCUAGAGACCAAAUGGAGCCUCCUGCAAGAGCACAAAACCACCAGGACCAAUCUGGAGCCCAUGUUUGAAGCCUACAUCACCAACCUGAGACGGCAGCUGGACUGCCUGGGAGGAGAGCGGGGCAGGCUGGAGGCAGAGCUGAAGAACAUGCAGGACGUGGUGGAAGACUUCAAGAACAAAUACGAAGAGGAAAUCAAUCGACGCACGGCAGCUGAGAAUGAGUUUGUGGUGCUCAAGAAGGACGUGGAUGCUGCCUACAUGAAUAAAGUAGAGCUGGAGGCCAAGAUGGAUGCCCUGAUGGAUGAGAUUAACUUCCUGAGAGCUUUCUAUGAGGCGGAGUUGGCUCAGCUUCAGGCUCAGAUCUCCGAGACUUCUGUGGUCCUCUCCAUGGACAAUAACCGCAACCUGGACCUGGACAGCAUCAUUGCAGAGGUCAAAUCUCAGUACGAAGACAUUGCCAACCGCAGCCGGGCUGAGGCAGAGUCCUGGUACCAAACCAAGUAUGAGGAGCUGCAGCGAUCUGCUGGCAGGCAUGGGGAUGACCUCCGCACCACUAGGACAGAGAUCUCGGAGCUGAAUCGAGCCAUACAGCGGUUGCGCUCUGAGAUUGAAAACCUGAAGAAGCAGUGUGCCUCACUCCAGGCAGCCAUUGCAGAUGCCGAGCAGCGCGGGGAGCUGGCCCUCAAGGAUGCCAAGAACAAGCUGGCAGAGCUGGAGGAGGCCCUGCAGAAGGCCAAGCAGGACAUGGCGCGGCAGCUCAAAGAAUACCAGGAGCUCAUGAACGUCAAGCUGGCACUGGACAUCGAGAUCGCCACCUACCGCAAGCUGCUGGAGGGCGAGGAGUGCAGACUCACAGGAGAAGGCGUCGGAUCCGUGAACAUCUCUGUGGUCUCUUCCUCCGGGGGCACUGGCUACAGUGGCGGCGGGGGCCUCUGUGUGGGUGGGAGUGGCUACAGUGGUGGCAGUGGCCUCUGCUACAGCGGCGGGAGCAGCGGCUUCAGCUCCACUAGCGGUCGCAGCGUUAGUGGCAGCAGCUCUAGCAUGCGUAUCAUCUCCAAGACAUCAUCCACCAAGAAGAGUUACAGAAGCUAA
Perognathus longimembris pacificus (Pacific pocket mouse) is the source of this 1602-nucleotide messenger RNA. RefSeq names its product keratin, type II cytoskeletal 5-like. Gene Ontology annotation, molecular function: structural constituent of skin epidermis. Lineage: Eukaryota; Metazoa; Chordata; Mammalia; Rodentia; Heteromyidae. The record is from RefSeq and is a predicted model, not a curated record. Bases 1 to 1602 code for a protein of 533 amino acids. Gene Ontology annotation, cellular component: keratin filament. The transcript has 9 exons. Gene Ontology annotation, biological process: intermediate filament organization; keratinization.